Molecule: messenger RNA, 4010 nt
Organism: Rhagoletis pomonella (apple maggot)
Lineage: Eukaryota; Metazoa; Arthropoda; Insecta; Diptera; Tephritidae
Product: probable serine/threonine-protein kinase nek3
Exons: 2
Coding region: 2577-4010 (477 amino acids)
Source: RefSeq, a predicted model, not a curated record
CUUUAGUGGCCGAGUCACUCAUACUACAGCGCCGUACUAUAUAAAAGUCAUAAUAUAAACUACUACAUAUUUACAUUUGUUCUUCGGUAUGUACAUACUAUUGUGCGUACGCUGUAGGUAGAUACCUAUGUACAUACAUACAUAUGUAUGGAUGAGACUAUGCGACACGACGCUGUAAAACGACAAAAUAACAUAGUGUAAAAUCAACGAAUUUCACCGUCUAUAUAUUCGACGGAGUUUGUCGACUUACCUAUCCAAAUACCAGACGUUAGCACCGAUAGACGCAGCACAGGAGGACAGACGGAUGUCUUACUUCGCCAGCUAGGCGUUCGCUGCCUUGUCUGCUUCCCAGACUGUCUACUUGCCUGCCUGCCUGUUACGCGUAAUUACUACGAAGGAAGAUUAAACGGUGGGUGAAUAAGAGAAGCAGAGCCGGAGGAAGAAGAAAACUCGUCGGAUGUGAGCGAGUUGGCGAGUGUGAAGUCAAAAUCCUCAAAAUUGCCUCUGCUUUCUUGUAUACUGUUAACUACUUCCUUCAGCAUACUUAGACAGUUUCCCAUUUAGUUUGAGAUCGGUGCGGCACGGUGCAUGGCGGCAACGUUUAUUAGGCGGCGCAAUACGGAUUCGUUUCACAACUCGACUUCGGUUAGUUUAAAUAGUCUCAGUUUCGAUUUAGGCUGAUUCAGUGCGCAUAAAAUUAUUGGAGAAAACUUGUACUCAAACUAGAUGUGAGCAUCAUAGGUCGAUAGUGCUACGCAGGUAAAACGGACAAGGAAAAAAAACGUACAUACAACUAAUAACACAGAAAAGUAACUACAUGUAUGUACAUAGUUAUGGAAGGUUAGCAGAGCGAAGAAAGUUGCACUAUUUACUUAUACAUGUAUAUGUAUAUGUACAUACAUGAGAAGGAAUGAAACCUUUUUGAAGGCAUCCAUUGCAGAUUAAUAUACAGAUGUUACCUGGAGAAAGAAAAAAUUGCAGCUGCACGACUGGGCGCGAAAACGCUCAACAGGAAUCUAAAGUCAGGAAUGCAUGUUUGGAUAACUCAUACACCACACAAAAUUAGUUGGACGACUAAAUACAAUAUAUGUAUGUACGUGAAUGCAUUUACCACACCAAGAAUAUAAUAUUAAACAUAUGCAAAUACAUACACGCGUAUGAAUAUGUAUGCAGAUACAUAUGUAACAAAAAGGAAUGUAACAAAAUACGACUAGCUCAGAAAUGGUGAAAAGAAAUAGAAAUCAAAAGGAAACUUGAACACAACGCAAAGUCGUAAGAAGGAAAAAAAUAAAGUGCUAACAAAACGGAAAGAAAAAUAGGAAAAUUUAAGUGAAAAUCUACCUAAAACACGCCGCUCUAGCUGCCUGACUGCUGCCUGUACAUACGCCUGGCCGGCCGGACAACCAACUGACGCAUCAGUCUAGUUGAAAUAGCGAUAGCAGCUAGGCACGGCUACAUUAAGUGCCGCGCUACGGAAGUCGAGACAAAACAAUAUUUGUUAAGAGAAAAGAAAAUUCAUAACUUUUAAAAUUUAAAAGAAAUCCUAACCUAACCGAGGAAAAUUUACCGAAAUCAGAUUGAGCAAUAGUGGAUAGAAAUAUCAGCGCACGAAAGAGCAAUUGAAUAGGCAAAACGUAUACUCAAACCAAACGCUAUACCAAGGCAAGGCAAAGGAAACCAGGCACUCAAUCAAAUAUGCACACAUGUGUAUAUAUAUAAAAUACAUUUGUACAUACAUAUGUAUGUAGUUAAUUCAAAAGGCAAAAUCGAAAUAAUGCGACGCAUGGGCAUUCGUGCUUGGAUUAGUGUUUAUACAUAUUCACAUGUACAUAAGUAUGCAUAUAUGUUUGUAUAUAUGCCCGCUUGCUUUUACAAAACGAUUAGUGCCUGAAUUAUGCGCUUGUUUUUUUUUUUACUUGCAUGUAUACAAUGUGCUAGUAAAGUGCUAUAAUAUUAGUUACGAUACCAUAAAUAAGAACGAGAAAGACCGUUAGUGCAAAUAAUCUUUGCAAACAUGUAAAAAGAGUCAAAAAUUAAUAAAAGUCUACGAGCUUCCAUUAAAAGGAAGAUCAACAAAUUAUGUGCCAUUUUGUAAUUCAUUCAACUAAUCGAGCAAAAUUAAAAUAAGAACAAAUAAAGCCACUAAUAAUUUAUAAUCGUAUAAAAUACUCGUAUUCAUAAAAUAAUACACUUAAAACGAUCAAAAAAACUAAAGUCAUUUGUAAGAAAAAUAGCAAAUUAUGGAUUUCCUACAAUGAAGAUAAGCUUUAAAAUUUCAAUACGUAAACCAUUUAGCACGCGCAGCUGUUGAAAUUUCCAAGGUCGGCGCUAUUCUUAACAGUAUUAUUAACACGUUAACACUCAACCUUCUUUCUUCCGUCACAUACACACUUGUCCGCAUUUUCCCAAACACUCGUAUCCCCCACAGCGGCAAUAACACAAUAAUAAAGCAACAGUAGGCAGACUAAACAAUUCAGUGCGAUACAGCGCGCUGCAAAGACCGGGAGAGCGGAACAGAGUAGUGUUAACGCCGACGUAAAGUUAAGGUGUGCUCGUUAGCAUUGACAGUAGGAAAGAUGUCCUGCAUAUCCAGUAAUUUUAGCUCUUUCUUCCUUAAUUCUCUCAACGAUUCAUCCGAGUUUGCCAAGUAUUUGAGUAAUGGCGAGCUAAAGUUUUCAUCCUUCGAGGAGUUUCAAGUAUUUGGCUCCUCGGGUGCGGGAUCGUGUACGUCGCCGCCACCAGCAGCUCAUCAAGUGUCAGCGUCGCAACAACAUCAACAGUAUUACAAUGGUGUAGGUAAUAGUGGCAACAACAACGCGAACGUUAGUGCUGACGCCAACUCGACGGGAACUCAGAGCGGUGGUGAUCUGUAUAACGGUGUGAGCUCAGCAAAUGCUGUCGGGAGUUGUGCGCAAAAUGUUGCUGACACGUCGGCCGCAUCAGCGAUAGCACCUUCGCCUGCGUCUAAUACGUCGCAGCCCGGGGUACAACAUGGCCUGCAGCAAGCUGAUCUUUUGCAUCCAACGCAUCAUACGCAUUCUUCUCAUGUGCCACAUUCGCUUCCUCCCACUCAGAAUCUCUAUGGCGGCCACGCGUCUCACCCAACCAGCAGCCUAGCUGCCAAUGCCUUUCAUCACAAUCACCUCGUUACGCCGCAUCAUGCACUCGGUUCACAAACUGCUGCGACCCAAAGCUAUCCACCUACACCGCAACGAUGGUCUACAGCCUUAAGUGCCAAUUCAACGGGCACCGCCUCGCCUGGCACGCCACACACACUACCGCAUGUGCAUGGGAACAAUCAGCCGGGCACGCCUAUCGCCACCAGCUCUGGGGGUGCGCAACAUUUUGAUGGUUCCUUUGAAUUCCUAAAAUACCUGCGUCACUCCAACGACUACAAUAGCGGUGUUCAAGGCGAUAUUGGCAGCAGCGCUGUUCUUCAAUCUGGACAGUCGCAAUCAUCAACGGCUAGUUUGAUAGAUUUGGAUAGCAGUACGACACAUAAAUCUCGUUCUUCACGUAAAGCAGUCGCUUUGUUGUCUUCUGUAUCGCGAGCUUCCAAUAGUCUCGAUGCCGCAACAUUGGACGUAUUCGAUCACGACUCAAAACACACCAUCUUUGAUAUGAACCCUGUUACGGCCACUAAUAGCUCCAACUCGAAUGAGUCGACGCUCGAGGUAUCGAAUUUGGCAUUUCCCAGCACGCAUCUAAACGCUUCUAACUCAAAUACUUCUUCUGAGGGCGCCGCCACUGGAAGCUCUGACUUUGCAAUGCUACACUCAGGCGUGGCCGCAAGUGCUCCCAAGCCAUUGGCUACAUUUACCAUCAAAGACAACUUUGAUGUGCACCCAUCUCAUAAGGUGGAGGAAGGCAUAUUUCAACAUAUGAACAAGUUGCCGGCAAAGAAAAAAGAAAACUUAAAGCAAUUGGGAGUUCGUUUCACUGGUCAAAUGACGCUUUCGGAUAAAUCGAUGGUCGUUGAAAACUUUAUCAAAUUCUGUCAGGUAAGUUGA